UUGUGUCCAGAUUCUUGAUUUUAUUCAUCCCCACGUUGUUCCAUCUCAGGAGGGCUUACUUGUUCUUUGUUCUUCUUGAGCCACACCUUUAAAAUAUUCAUAAAAUAAUUAAAUAAAUACUAGAGAAUAUUUUCUGAAAUCUCCAUCUUCUAAUUCUUGCAAAAUUGCAAUGCCGUUCCAAGACGAAGCACAGGAGCAGCUGCUAGCGGCGGCGCCGCCGCUGGAUAAGUGGCACUCGGCCAGCGCGAAGAUCGAGGUGAGGGAUCUGACGAAGGUGUCGGACAAGGAUGAAGUAAUUCUGAACAAAGUCAGCGUUGACAUACCGAGGGGAGCGAUAAUGGGCGUCAUCGGGCCGAGCGGGAGCGGAAAGUCAACCUUUCUACGGGCCCUGAACCGGCUGUGGGAGCCCGCUUCCGCCACCGUGUUCCUCGACGGCGUCGACAUCUGCGAUAUCGACGUGCUCACCCUCCGCCGCAAAGUCGGCAUGCUUUUCCAGCUCCCUGUUCUCUUCCAAGGCACCGUUGCAGAUAACGUGCGUUACGGACCCGAAUUAAGUGGGAAAAAGCUAAGCGACAACGAAAUAUACAAAUUGCUCGCUCUUGCGGAUCUCGAUUCUUCUUUCUACAUAAAAUCGGGGGCAGAAUUGUCCGUCGGACAAGCUCAAAGAGUUGCUCUUGCAAGAACUUUAGCUAAUGAACCCGAGGUAUUGUUACUGGACGAGCCAACGAGCGCGUUGGAUCCGAUAUCGACUCAGAACAUAGAAGAUGUGCUUGUGAAGCUCAAGAAUGAAAUCGGUUUGACCGUUGUUAUUGUUUCUCACAGCAUCAAACAGAUACAGAGGAUUGCUGACGUGGCGUGCCUACUUGUCAACGGUGAGAUCGUCGAGAUUCUGCCACCUCAUCACCUCUCUCUGGCUAAGCAUCCCAUGGCUCAAACUUUUCUUCACCUUAGUUCUUGAUUUUUUUUUUCUUUUUCUUUCUGUGUGUGUGUUUUUAUUUAUGAAAUUAUUAAUGUUA
Messenger RNA from Erythranthe guttata (spotted monkey flower), 1016 nucleotides. RefSeq names its product ABC transporter I family member 17. The record is from RefSeq and is a predicted model, not a curated record. Gene Ontology annotation, molecular function: ATP binding; phosphate transmembrane transporter activity; ATP hydrolysis activity. Gene Ontology annotation, cellular component: membrane. NCBI's taxonomy places the organism in Eukaryota, Viridiplantae, Streptophyta, Magnoliopsida, Lamiales, Phrymaceae. Gene Ontology annotation, biological process: phosphate ion transmembrane transport.